AUGGCUAUUAAAGAUAAAUUAAAAAGAGUAUCAAAAGUAUUUACUUCAGAAUCAAAAGAAUCAUUAGAGAAACAACCACAAGAAGAAGUUGAUCAAGUUGAACCAGUUGAAGGAGCAGAACCAACUACAACAGAAGAUGCAGCAGCAGUACCAGAAACUACCACAGCCACAGAAGAAGUUGCAAAAACUACUGAAGAACCAAGUACAGAACCAAUUGUAGCUACCACCAACAAAGAAGAACCAUUAGUUACAGAAGAAGCACCAGUAGAUGUUGAAACUCCAGUUGUUGUUAAAAAAUCUGAAAUUGAAGAAGUUGAACCAACGACUGUAGAACCAACAGAUGAAGUUAUUACUACACCAACUGCUGAUGUCACUGAAGUUGAAGCUGCAACAGGUGAAGAACAAGCUGAAAUACCAGCUGAAGGAGAAGAAGGUGAACCAAUUGUUACUAAAUCUAAAUCAUCAUCAAAUAAAAAAUUGUUUGAUUUUUUCAAAAAGGUUUAUGCAAAAUUUAAAAAACCAGUUGUUGCAAAAGCUUAA
This is a messenger RNA of Lodderomyces jiufengensis, 540 nucleotides long. RefSeq lists its product as uncharacterized. NCBI's taxonomy places the organism in Eukaryota, Fungi, Ascomycota, Pichiomycetes, Serinales, Debaryomycetaceae. The transcript has a single exon. The record is from RefSeq and is a predicted model, not a curated record. The coding region runs from base 1 to 540 and encodes 179 amino acids.